AUGGCGAAUACUUCUUUCCUCUCCUCGUCACUCCCUGACUCUGAUUUUGAGCACAACACAAAGUUGGUGGUUUUUCAGGCCUUUUGUGUCAAGUUUGAGGAAGCGGCCCAGCAAUUCGUCACCGGACCGCAACGACGUUUCGCUCAGCAAUUUGCUCAAGAUUUCCUCGGUUUUUGGAAGCGAGAGCUCUCCUGCUCUGGGCCCGCGACCUCUAAGCCUACAUACAGCAGCGUGGCCGCUGCCGCACCUCCCACUAACGAUGACCGUCUGACCCACAGACAACAACAACGACAACAUGAACGUCGGCAAACAGAUCCACCCCGACGAGACCUCCGCGCCUUUAUCCGUCUAGAAGCCGGAGCUCCGGCCAGGGCCCACAGUGGCUAUGCAAUCCGGACUCUGAUCAGGGAGAAGCUCGGUGCCGUCUCAGACAAGAUCCGGCAGGUGUUCCAGCAAGCUGAGUGGGCUGCUGAACUAACGUUAAGACCUAUAGCAGUAGAAACGAACAAGGAAUGGUUCACCUUUGUGAUCUCAGACGUUCCUACAAGGCUGACUGGCAUUUACGGCAAUGAGGUGGAUAGUGACAGCGCCGUCAGCGACGAGAUAGAAAUCCAGACUGGGCUCAAGCCCAUUGAUGUACGUACCAGGAGACAAUUCUCGGACAACCCCUUGACCAAGGCCCUGCUUGUGUCUUUCCUGAAGCCCACAAAGAGAUUAUGGUCGCUCUUUGGCAGCAGCGCAGCCAGACUCGUCGACAAAACCGACCGACCCAGACAUUGCGAGACGUGCUGGGGCUACCACUUUGCCCGCAAUUGUCACAGACAGCCAGUUCGCCGACGCUGUGGUGAGGCUGGCCAUCUUGGAGACGAUUGCAUCGCACCAGAACAGUGCGUCAACUGCUUAGGCCCCCACCAGACCAACUUCCGUAGGUGCCCAGCUCGGCCAAAGACAGUGCACGGCGUGCUCCACCGACUCGCUAAAGAGCAACGAAAGCAUGUUCGGACCGUAGGCGCGGAGACAUACCGACAACGACACCCAGAACCACAGUCGGGAUCGCAUCAGGAAGCCCUGAAGGGCAUGGCUGAGCGACAAACCGUGGAUGUCACAUCACAAGAACAGCCGAACGCUCGUGCUCCCAGCCCAGCUGUAUCAGGAGCACAUUCGUGCAUCAUGGUAGCCACGACCCCUCAUGCUGGCUAUGGAGCAGAGGAGAAACCCGAACAGCCCAGACCAGGCUCACCGCGAAAGCGCCGAAUAAACGACAGGAAGUCGCUCAGGAUCUUCCAGGCUAACGUCGGCAAAAUCCCUCCAGCACACGACUGCACCCUGGCGCUGGCCGACUCGGAACAAUAUGACGUUGUGCUCUUGCAAGAGCCGUGGACAGCUCACACAGAGACCCGCAAUCUAACUCAGACUCACCCUGCAUAUGACACAUUUGCGCCGGUCGACAUGGAGAACGGCAACGACACUCGGCCUAGAGUGAUGACAUAUGUCCGACGAGACCCAAGACUUGUUGCUGACCAGAUCCGGCCUUUUCAGACCCGAGACAUUCUCUGGCCUACGGUCAACAGCAUGACAAUAGUCAACUUCUAUUGCCAAAACGACGAGAGUGACACCCUGAACACGCUACUUCGAUGGCCUGUCCCGGAACGCUGUCUUGUUGCUGGCGAUUUCAACGCCAGACAUCGUAGCUGGCAAACAGGCCAAACUACGAACCGCCGCCAAGAGAUAGCAGGAUGGGUGUCUGAGAAUGACCUCGGCCUUCUCAACACUUUAGAUAUUCCAACAAACCCGUGCGGCAACACAAUCGAUCUUGCCUUUACUAACAUACCACUUGCUGAAGCUAUCUGCGAGGACCAUCUCGCCGUCAGCUCUGACCACUUCACGCUCAGCCUGACCUUCUCCAACAUCAGAUCGACUUCGGUGCAGCCAGGCAAGUAUCAACUGUACUGCAGAACCCACGACGAUGUUCUGCUGUAUCUCAAAUACAGGUGCAUCAUCUAA
Molecule: messenger RNA, 2004 nt
Organism: Fusarium proliferatum ET1
Lineage: Eukaryota; Fungi; Ascomycota; Sordariomycetes; Hypocreales; Nectriaceae
Exons: 4
Coding region: 1-2004 (667 amino acids)
Molecular function (GO): catalytic activity
Source: RefSeq, a predicted model, not a curated record